UUUUUAAGGAUAAAUGGGUUUUGAAUUUGAUGUGGGGUUCUUACCUGCGUGACAUAUCAACUGUGGAGAAGAUGGUGGAGAAAGGUUCUUCACAUGUUGUGCGGUGAAUGGUAGUCAGUGUCAAACUUAUACGGCUUUUCUUGUUUAGGAUUAUAUUCCAACCUUAUCUUCAUUUUUUUUAUACCAUUUUCUCUUUCUCUCUCUCCUUCCUUUUCUACGUGUCAAGUAACAUCUAGUUGACAACAAAACAGUAGUCAAAUAUGCAAUUAUGCAUAACGUAUCCAUUUAGAUCUAUGAUUGCCCGUUAGCAUUAGGACCCUCCUUAGACACAAAGCUAAGAUCAUGAACAUAUGUGUAUUGGUUACUGCAUAUUUGUUAUGUGUUGCUAGUAUAUUACAGAACCAUGAACUCCUUGAGAGCUAAAGGAAGUCGCCACCAACAACAAAAAAGCAAAUUUUCAAUGUUUCCCGAAGCAACAAAACUCUUUCCUCCCCAGUCUUACAUUUCCAGUAAGUUACAGUUUCUCAAGUCUUAUCCUCUUUGCUAUUAUGUUUGUGAUGUGGUUUGAGUGUCUUUGACUGGCAACUAAGGCCAAAGACUGUUCAACAUAUAUUAUCUGCUGACGCUUCUUGAUGAAGUACAAGUAGAAGAAGAAGUACGUAGGAAGAGUUUUGGCCGCCAGAGUUAUCUCGUCCUCUCAAAAAUAUUCCUGGGAUCAUAAAUCUAUCUUUGUCAACCAUGAACACGCAUCAAGUUCCAGAGUAUGUUGAAACCGAUCCCACUGGACGCUACGGACGUUUUGAAGAAGUUCUUGGAAGGGGAGCGAUGAAGACAGUGUACAAAGCAAUCGACGAGAUGCUGGGAAUAGAAGUAGCGUGGAGCCAGGUGCAGCUAAAAGAGGUUCUCCGUUCCUCUGUUGAUAUACAGAGGCUAUACUCCGAGGUUCAUCUUCUCAGCACUCUAAACCACAAAUCUAUCAUUCGUUUCUACACUUCCUGGAUCGAUGUUCGUUCACACACACUCAACUUCAUCACCGAGUUGUUCACUUCUGGGACCCUCCGACAAUACAAAAACAAGUACUUUCGGAUAGAUAUUCGAGCAAUCAAGUCCUGGGCUCGGCAGAUCUUGGAAGGGCUUGUUUAUCUCCACGGCCACGACCCUCCUGUGAUACAUAGAGACCUUAAGUGUGAUAACAUCUUUGUUAAUGGACAUCUUGGACAAGUCAAAAUAGGCGAUCUUGGUCUUGCAAGAAUGCUCCGGGACUGCCACGCUGCCACUAGUGUCAUCGGCACUCCCGAGUUCAUGGCUCCAGAACUAUACGAGGAGAACUAUAAUGAACUCAUUGACGUGUAUUCCUUUGGUAUGUGCUUUUUGGAGAUGAUCACCUCUGAGUUCCCGUAUAGUGAGUGCAAAAAUCCAGCGCAGAUUUACAAGAAAGUUGUUGCGGGAAAGCUACCAGGAGCCUUUUACAGAGUUGGAGACAUAGAGGCGCAGAGGUUCAUUGGGAAAUGCCUCGUGCCUGCCUCAAAGAGAGUGUCAGCAAGAGAGCUAUUGCAAGAUCCAUUUCUAUCGUCUGACGAGUCCUGGAUGGUGUACGCGAGAGGUGCUGUGAAUCUGAAGCCUUUCUUGAACGAGAAUGAAAUGGACAGACUGAAGUUGGAGGAUGAUGAGUUAGGAGGAAGGAGCCGUAUGACCAUCACUGGGAAGCUGAACGCUGAAGAUAAUACAAUCUUUCUCAACGUACUAAUCGCAGAUGAAAAUGGUAAGGCAAAGAGGGUUUCUUUUCCCUUUGACAUCAUGAAUGAUACUUCUAUUGAUGUUGCCAAGGAGAUGGUAAAAGAACUCGAGAUCACAGAUUGGGAGCCAGUCCAGAUUGCUAAAAUGAUUGAUGGAGAGAUCUCUUCUUUGGUGCCUGGUUGGAGGUACGAGGAGGAAGAUGCUCAUGAUGAGGCGAAUUCUCAGAGUUCUUCCAAUUCAGGAUCAUAUUCCAACGUCAACUACAUAUCUGUUGAUGAGCACAGCUCUCAACCUGAUGCUAAGACCAGAACUCGCAACAUGACGAGGUUCUGUCCUGAAGAAAGAUCCCAUCUACAUUCAGGACACGACAACGUAUGUGCAGCUUCCAGUUCGAGUAACUGGAGAUUGACAUCAGACAACCGCGCGCUUACAAGGAACCGCUCACUUGUAGACGUGCAGAGGAAGUUACUGCAGCGGUCGCUGGUGGAAGAGGCUAGGAAGAGAAGGUUAUUCAAAACUGUUGGAGACGUAGAAAAUGUUGGGUUUCAGUCUCCUUAUGCUGUUUCCAGAAAGCCAAGGAGCUCAAGGCGCUAAGCUUCUUUUGAACAUACUGUAGAUUUUCUGUUCAUGUAAUAUCGUGUAAUGUGAAGAUACUGUAGAUUUGAAGAUACGGCUUAUGUUUCCAUAUAAUAACAAAGGGGUUUAUUUACUUCA
Brassica napus (rape) is the source of this 2451-nucleotide messenger RNA. RefSeq names its product probable serine/threonine-protein kinase WNK4. NCBI's taxonomy places the organism in Eukaryota, Viridiplantae, Streptophyta, Magnoliopsida, Brassicales, Brassicaceae. The record is from RefSeq and is a predicted model, not a curated record. Gene Ontology annotation, cellular component: cytoplasm. Bases 739 to 2331 code for a protein of 530 amino acids. Gene Ontology annotation, molecular function: ATP binding; protein serine/threonine kinase activity. The transcript has 8 exons. Gene Ontology annotation, biological process: intracellular signal transduction; protein phosphorylation.